Molecule: messenger RNA, 1294 nt
Organism: Anguilla anguilla (European eel)
Lineage: Eukaryota; Metazoa; Chordata; Actinopteri; Anguilliformes; Anguillidae
Gene: cdx1b
Product: caudal type homeobox 1 b
Exons: 3
Coding region: 131-895 (254 amino acids)
Biological process (GO): cell differentiation; animal organ morphogenesis; regulation of transcription by RNA polymerase II
Cellular component (GO): nucleus
Molecular function (GO): DNA-binding transcription factor activity, RNA polymerase II-specific; RNA polymerase II transcription regulatory region sequence-specific DNA binding
Source: RefSeq, a predicted model, not a curated record
ACAAGAAGUUACUGAGUCCAGGUAGGGGCACACAGGAAGAAGUGGUCUGGUUAAAUUAAAACUCGGGACCAAAGGAGACCGGUGUUUCAGUCUGGACGCGCAUUAUGCGCAGGAGAACUCAUUUUGAAAGAUGUACGUGAGUUAUCUUUUGGACAAGGACACCAGCAUGUACCCCAAUUCCGUGAGACACCCGAGCCUCAACCUGAACCCCCAAAACUUUGUUCCACCACCGCCACAGUACCCGGAUUUCACCGGAUAUCACCAUGUCCCUGGGAUUAACGCCAAUGAUCCCCACCAUGGUCAAACGGGGGGUUGGAACUCAGCCUACGCACCACCAAGGGAGGAAUGGGCACCGUACGGGCCAGGGACAGGGCCCACAACCUCGAACCCGGGGCAACUUAGUUUCAGCCCCCCGGAUUUUUCGCCUGUCCAGCCCCCUGGACUUCUUCCACCGCCAAUGAAUUCAUCCGUCGGUCAGCUCUCCCCAAAUUCCCAACGACGGAACCCGUACGACUGGAUGAGACGGAGUGCCCCUCCAACAAAUUCAGGGGGCAAGACACGGACGAAAGACAAGUACAGAGUGGUGUACACGGACCACCAGCGCUUAGAGCUGGAGAAGGAGUUCCACUACAGUCGCUACAUCACCAUCCGCAGGAAGGCGGAGCUUGCCACCGCCCUCAGCCUAUCAGAACGACAGGUGAAAAUAUGGUUCCAGAACAGACGCGCCAAGGAGAGAAAGGUCAACAAGAAGAAGAUGCAACAGCCCCAGCAGGCCUCCACGACCACGCCCACCCCACCCAGCAUCAGCACCCCCAGCAACGUCGCCAUGGUGACCAGCAGCAGCAAUGGUCUUGUAUCACCAUCCAUGCCGAUGUCCAUCAAAGAGGAAUACUAAGAAGGGCCCUCUCUGAUGAUUAUUGGCAGACUAUCAAAAAUAACCAUUACUCUAUGGACACCUACCAAGUACACUGGGCAAGUCUUCACUCGGCACCCCAAGAGCUUUUGAACUUAAAGAAAAGGAAAAAAAAAAAAGAACAUUUAUUGCUUGCUGCGCUUUUUUGUUAAAAACUACUAAGAGAGAGAAAAAAGAGAGAAGAGAUAUAUAUUAUAUUAUAAAUAUGAAGCUGUAUCCUUAAUGGCGUAACUUGAGUGCUGUCGCCUCUUCCACCUGUUCACUGCUCAUCAAAUGCGUCUCCUUGCUGGAAAUCCUUUGUAAAUGCUCCUGAUUUGAUACUCAGUUUGAAUGUGUGUAUGUGCGUGUGAAGAUAAUUUGUAUUAAAAAGCUUUAUUGACA